AUGUUGAAAACGACUAAGCCACGCCGUUUACGACUUAUAAUAUGCAUCACGCUGACAGCUUUGAUGUUUGUUCUUCUCUUACGUUUCUGGAUUCAGAGACGUCCUGUAUCAUUAGAUGACCAGAAUAUGUCACACUGUGCUCGAUUAUGCCCUUACAAAAGCACUUUGGGAUGUAAUCGGCUACAAUUUGACCCUGAUCACUGGGUUCAGCACUUUCCUGAAUUUGUUUGUCCGCAAAAUUUUCGUAAUCUAGCUGAUUGGAUUAUUAGUUGGCCAGAUCAAUUCAAUGAAAAAGUCGAGACGACAACAAAUGAUGGACGGCAUAUUAGCCCUUGUUUAUCUAAUGGCAGCAUUGUUUACGUGAGAAUUUGGGCUAUCGAUGAAUUUUUCAAAAAAAUUUAUCCGCAUCUUAAAAGUUCUUUUGUUUUAAUUACUGGUGAAGGCGAUGUUUCUUCUCCAAGUCAUCUCAAUUAUCUUGAAGAAUCGAAUUCGAAAAUUAUUCAUUGGUUUGGUCAAAACGGACAAUUCGAUGUGUCUAGAGUGAAAAAAUUCACCCAUAUCCCUAUCGGAAUCAAUUGUUAUGAGAUGGCCUCAGCUAUUCGGGGUGUUCACUCGCAACAGUCGAAUCAUUCAUCAUCUCAAGUAUUUGGUGAUAUUGACGAACCCCUUCGUUAUAUUCAACCACUUGACGUAUCAUAUCGAAUAAAGAAUGACAUUAGUCUUCCCGAGAGUGCUACAGGAAAACUAGUUUUGAUCAACUUUGAUAAGACAACGGAUGGCACAGGACUUCGUUCACAGAUAUGGAAGGACUUCUGUGAAGUAAAUGAAAGUUUCCCAUUCGUAGAGUGUUUUCGUAAACCGACUGGUGUCAGUAUUUCUUCGCUUCCUUCAAUUUAUGCCCGCAACCGUCAAUAUCCAUUCUGGCUAUCACCGCGCGGUAACGGCAUUGAUUGUCACCGAACUUGGGAAGCCUUGUAUCUUGACAUAAUACCGAUUGUUUGGAACUCUUCAUUAAAUAUUCUAUAUGAGCAUUUGCCUGUGCUAAUAAUUGACGAUCACAGAACUCUCACGGAAGCAUUUCUGCAAAAAAAACUACAAGAAAUAACGGAGAAGAAAUUAUCCGCAUCAAAAUCCGGAACAUUUUAUCAAUAUGAGAAACUAAGGAACGCCUAUUGGCGCCAUUUAAUAAUGAAAAAAUCACGAUAUCAAGCGAUAAACGUGAAUUCCGCACGAGAGAAGCAGUGUUGGCGAGCGACGUUUAAAACUCCUUCGAGCAGUUAA
This is a messenger RNA of Rotaria socialis, 1281 nucleotides long. The record is from the annotation of a GenBank genome assembly. NCBI's taxonomy places the organism in Eukaryota, Metazoa, Rotifera, Eurotatoria, Philodinida, Philodinidae.